Molecule: messenger RNA, 1993 nt
Organism: Pezoporus occidentalis (night parrot)
Lineage: Eukaryota; Metazoa; Chordata; Aves; Psittaciformes; Psittacidae
Gene: ST7L
Product: suppression of tumorigenicity 7 like
Exons: 14
Coding region: 28-1467 (479 amino acids)
Source: RefSeq, a predicted model, not a curated record
CUCUCCCGGCGUCCCCCGGCGGCGGCCAUGGCGGACAGCGGCGGGAGCGGCCGGGGGCCUCCGUGCCCUGGGGCGGCCGCGGCGCUGCGGCGCUGGGAGCAGCUGAGGCGGCGGGUGGCGGCGGCGGCCCCGUGGGCCCGCGGGCUCCUGGCUGUGGCCGCCGGGCUCGGCCUCUUCUACGUGGUGCUGCGGGUGCCGCUGCGGCUCCGGGACAGCCUGGCGGCCGUGACUGUGUUCUUAAGCACUUUGACUCCAAAAUUCUACUUUGCCCUUACAGUGACUUCAUCUUUUAUAUCUGGACUGAUAUUUGUGUUUGAGUGGUGGCAUUUCCGAAAGUACGGCACAUCUUUCAUUGAGCAGGUUUCUGUGAGUCAUCUGAGGCCCCUCAUCGGGGGGGCAGAAAACAGCCCUCCAGCACCAGCGGCAUUCUCUGCUGGAGAGAGUGAGACCAGCAGGCAGAACAUGCCAGAGUGCAAAGUGUGGCGAAAUCCUCUCAAUCUUUUCAGAGGGGCAGAGUACAGCAGGUACAUGUGGGUGACUGGGAAGGAGCCUCUUACCUACUACGACAUGAAUUUGUCUGCUCAGGAUCAUCAGAACUUUUUCACAUGUGAUACAGAUGCCCUUCGGCCUUCAGAUACAGGAAGAGACACCAAUGUAUUGGUAUAUGUGAAAAGGAGACUGGCUAUGUGUGCCAGAAAACUUGGAAGAAUCCGAGAGGCAGUAAAAAUGAUGAGAGAUUUAAUGAAAGAGUUUCCACUUCUCAGCAUGCUGAAUAUUCAUGAAAACCUCCUGGAGGCACUGCUGGAGUUACAGGCCUAUGCAGAUGUCCAAGCAGUUUUAGCAAAGUAUGAUGAUAUCAGUCUCCCAAAGUCAGCAGCAAUAUGUUACACAGCAGCCCUGUUAAAAGCCAGAGCCGUUUCAGAAAGGUUCUCCCCAGAAACUGCUUCCAAAAGAGGGCUCAGUACAGCAGAAAUUAAUGCUGUGGAAGCAAUUCACAGAGCUGUGGAAUUUAACCCUCAUGUUCCAAAGUAUUUACUAGAAAUGAAAAGCUUGGUGCUACCUCCAGAGCAUAUUCUGAAGCGAGGGGACAGUGAGGCAGUAGCAUAUGCUUUUUUUCACCUCCAGCAUUGGAAGAGGAUAGAAGGGGCUCUAAAUCUGCUACACUGCACGUGGGAAGGCACAUUUAGGAUGAUCCCAUACCCAUUAGAGAAAGGUCAUCUGUUCUAUCCCUAUCCCAGUUGCACAGAAACAGCAGACAGAGAACUGUUGCCAACAUUUCACGAAGUCUCCGUUUACCCACAGAAAGAGCUCCCCUUUUUCAUCCAUUUCACAGCAGGCCUGUGUUCCUUUUCGGCGAUGCUUGCCCUCCUCACGCACCAGUUCCCUGAGCUGAUGGUAAUUUUUGCUAAAGCUGUGCUGCGGGUGCUGUGGCCUGUGAGUGCUCCCAGCGUUCUGGCCUCCAGCUGAGUGGCCUGCACCAAGUGCUCUGGGACUCUUCUUUCACCCCUCAACUCCAUUAUGGAAAACAGUCUUCUUGCUGUCCAGUUUCUGGCAUCAGAUGACUCCAGUGUGACUGGAGAUGCUUUCCAUGAUUGUUCUUGUAAGCCUCACCCCAGGUGGUUACCUGACCCCUACAUGUGUGGGGCAAGGAAGAAAGCUGUGCUCUUCAGACUCCUACCUUUGACAGGCUUCCAUGUUGGUAAUGGUGCUUAACUUACGAAUUCGUUCUUUGGCCUUAGUCUGUAAUCACCUAAGAAAACAGUUUUUGUUGAGCAGUACCUUAAUCAUACAAUUGGAAGCUGAUACUUCCUCUGUAAGAAAGGAGAGGACACAAAUGGAGCAGAUGUUUGGAGUAUUGACACUUCCUUGUCAGCUGCAGAUGCACCAGAUAAUUGGCUUAGAUUUAAUUUUAUAAGCCUUCUUCAAAAUAUUUGUUAACAGCAAAGUAUGGUUCUGCUUUCGUUAUUAAAAGGUUGCUUCUUAACACAUUGAA